Talaromyces stipitatus ATCC 10500 is the source of this 1512-nucleotide messenger RNA. Its product is annotated as inulinase, putative. Gene Ontology annotation, biological process: sucrose catabolic process. Gene Ontology annotation, molecular function: sucrose alpha-glucosidase activity. Lineage: Eukaryota; Fungi; Ascomycota; Eurotiomycetes; Eurotiales; Trichocomaceae. Bases 1 to 1512 code for a protein of 503 amino acids. The transcript is spliced from 2 exons. The record is from RefSeq and is a predicted model, not a curated record.
AUGAUUUUUCAAAAAAGUACCGUGACAAUCAAAACCCUUUCAUUAGCUCUAGCCCUCGUUGGACCUGCGGUUGCGGAUGACUAUCGUCCAGCUUUUCAUUUCUGUCCGGCGGAGAACUGGAUGAACGAGCCUAAUGGGCUGAUUAAGAUUGAUUCAACAUGGCACCUAUUUUAUCAGGCUGACCCAACAGCAAAUGUUUGGGGUAAUGAGUGUUGGGGCCAUGCAACUAGCUCCGACCUACUCCAUUGGGAUCAUUUGCCCGUCGCCAUUCCAGUCGAGAAUGGAAUUGAAUCCUUUACUGGCACCUCUUAUUAUGACGGCGAUAAUACGUCUGGCUUAGGCACAUCUAGCAAUCCGCCGUACCUGGCCUUUUUCACUGGGUAUACCUCUUUGAACGAAACACAGGACCAGCGCCUUGCUUACAGCACGGAUCUUGGAACAACAUGGUUUAAGUUCCCCGGCAAUCCAAUUAUAUCGGCACCUCAGGAAGCACCUCAUGAUACGACUGGAGGGCGCGAGAGUCGUGACCCUAAAGUAUUCUUUCAUGUUUCGUCAGGGAAAUGGGUUAUGGUCCUUGCGCAUGGUGGUCAGGACAAAUUAACAUUCUGGACGUCUUUAGACGCCAAAAGCUGGACGUGGGUGAGUGAGCUGCUAUCAUCCCAGAUUGAGGGAUUUUCAAAUAGUAUCAGCGGAUGGGAAGUGCCGGAUAUUUGGGUGGUGAUUUUCACACCAGCUCAGGGAUCCCCGCCUGGGGGCAAUGGUGUUGUGGCGCUAACUGGGUCCUUUGACGGGGAAACAUUCGUGGCUGAUCCUGUGGACUCUUCAACAUUAUGGCUAGACUAUGGGCGCGAUUUUGAUGGUGCGUUGAGUUGGGAAAACGUACCUGCAUCGGAUGGUAGGCGCAUUAUCGCCGCCGUGAUGAAUAGUUAUGGUUCAAAUCCUCCUACCAAUAUAUGGAAAGGGAUGCUCUCCUUUCCGCGGACGCUGACCCUCAAGCGAAUCGGUUCCAAGCAGUACUUCCUUCAGCAGCCAGUCGCUGAGUUAAGCACAAUCGAUAGCACUCUCACAAGCAUUCAGAAUCAAACAAUUGCGCCAAACCAAACGCUACUUUCUUCCAUUCGUGGAACUAGCUUAGAUGUUCGGAUUGUUUUUCGCAUUGAUUCAGGUGCCACUCUGUCAUUAGCAGUCCGCAAAGGGGGAUCUGAGCAGACGGUUAUCCGAUAUUCCCAGUUGAACUCAACGCUCUCUGUUGAUCGAACGGCGAGUGGAGAUAUCUCUUAUGACCCAGCAGCGAAGGGUGUCCAUAGCGCGCAACUGGCACAGGAAAACACUGAGCUAGUUCACAUCUGGGUGUUAGUCGACACAUGCUCCGUGGAGGUGUUUGGAGGGCAAGGAGAAGCAGUUAUAUCAGACCUUAUAUUCCCCAGCAACUCUUCUGACGGCUUAUCUUUGGAGGUGUUUGGAGGGACGGCCACAUUUCAGUCUGUGACGGUGUCCUCAGUCUCACUUUGA